Molecule: messenger RNA, 1148 nt
Organism: Pollicipes pollicipes
Lineage: Eukaryota; Metazoa; Arthropoda; Thecostraca; Pollicipedomorpha; Pollicipedidae
Product: Bloom syndrome protein homolog
Exons: 6
Coding region: 238-1095 (285 amino acids)
Biological process (GO): double-strand break repair via homologous recombination
Cellular component (GO): cytoplasm; nucleus; chromosome
Molecular function (GO): nucleic acid binding; 3'-5' DNA helicase activity; four-way junction helicase activity
Source: RefSeq, a predicted model, not a curated record
GCCGCGCACAUCGAGCAUCCGUCGCCGAGCCCGCCUGACCCGGGUCCACCGGACUGGCCUGUGGAUGAUGGUCCACCGGACUGGGCUGUGGAUGAUGGUCCACCGGACUGGGCUGUGGAUGAUGGUCCACCGGACUUGCCACCGGACUGGCCUUCGGACGAGGGCGAGGCGGACGAGACCGCGGCAGGCGGGCGCCACGACCUGGUGCAGCCUGCUCCGGUGGACGGUGAAGACGAGAUGAUCGCCUCCUCGCAGCCUGCAGCCGCCUGGACGAGCUGUGACGUCACCAUCCCACCUGCGGCGGCGGCGCCUCUGACCCCAACCAGUGGUCAAGAGCUGAGCCCGCAGGCGGCCAAGAUGGCCGCCAGGAUCUGCGACAUGCUGGGCGAGCUGCCGGCCGAGGCGCUGCGGCAGGUGCGCGGUCUGGACGCCAGCAAGUGCUGCCGCCUUUUGGCCGCCUACCGCAAGCUGCGCCUGGCCGACUGGUCGCCCGGCGGCGCUAGCGCCACUGCGCCGCCCGGCUGGACAAGCCCCGCGUGCGAUACUGCGCCGUCUGGCAACUACAGCCCCGGGGCGCCCUGGUCUGGCGCGCCAGGUCCUGCCACACGGCCAGCCGCCGAACCGGCGCCGCCGCCGCCCCCCAGCGCGCCGGCCACAGCAGAGGCGUGGCCAGCACCGGCGGUCGACGGCAACAGAGCGACCGGCCCCGCCUCGUACGAAGCCGUCAACCUUGACCGUAGCCACCUGGCGGAGACUGAAGGCAAUGCCGAAGUGUCCAGCAACCGCGUCUGGGAGGUGCUCCGCACCAUGUUCGGCCUGCGCGAGUUCCGCGAGAACCAGAGGGAGAUUGUGACGGCUGCGCUGAAGAAGUGCGACACCUUCGUCCUGAUGCCGACAGGUGGGGGCAAGAGCCUCUGUUACCAGCUGCCGGCGCUGAUGGAGCCGGGCGUCACUGUCGUCAUAUCUCCCCUGAAAUCGCUGAUCCAGGACCAGAUCAGCAAGCUAAACUCCCUGGACGUGAGUUGGGCAGCUGUCCCGCGCCUCCGCUGUGGCCGGGCUGUGGUGUCUGGCAGACGUCGGCGCUGUGGCCAUUGAUCGCGGAAAUGGCAUAUUAGAGUGACCGUUCACCCCUUUUUGUGAACAGCAGU